AUGUCCAGCCAUGGAGCUGUUUACUGCACGAUCCUUCUGAGCGACAACUACCUUCCUGGUGCUAUGGUCCUGGCCCAUUCCCUGCGGGAUAACGGGACGAAGGGAAGACUGGCUGUGCUAGUAACGCCAGAUACCUUACAACCUGGGAUAAUUAAUGAGUUGAAGACCGUGUAUGAUGAUGUGAUACCAAUUCCUCGGAUAGAAAAUGCAUACCCAGGGAACCUUUAUCUCAUGGACCGUCCUGACCUAAUCUCUACGUUUUCAAAAAUAGCUCUAUGGAAACAGACACAGUACGACCAGAUCGUCUAUAUAGACGCGGACGUGAUUGCUCUUCGGGCUCCUGACGAGCUUCUUACGCUUGAUGUCAAAACAAUAGCAGCUGUGCCAGAUAUUGGAUGGCCUGACUGUUUCAACACUGGUGUCAUGGUACUACGACCAAAUCUCCAAGAUUACUACUCUCUACUUGCCUUCGCUCAACGCGGCAUAAGUUUUGAUGGUGCCGAUCAAGGCCUCCUGAACAUGCAUUUCAAAAAUUGGGAUAGACUCAGCUUCACGUACAACUGUACACCUAGCGGGCACUAUCAAUACGUACCCGCAUAUAAGUAUUUUGAAAGCACCAUCUCACUAGUCCAUUUUAUCGGCUCUCUAAAGCCAUGGGGGAUCGGGAGAGGCACAUCGCCGCACGACUCUCCAUAUAGCCAGUUAUUGGCAAAGUGGUGGGCAGUGUAUGACCGUCAUUACCGGAGAGGCCCUAUUUAUAUCACUCAGUCUCGUUACCACCAAACUCACACUAUCUCACAAGAAACGGCACAAGCUUCGGUACCUGAAAAGAAGGUUUGGGAAACAGCAGGACAUCCACACAGGGAGAACUUGUAUGUAGAACAUACAUUCUCGCCGGCCCCUGAAACGGAAACUCCUGCACAGAGCGAAGAGAGGCAUGCAGAAACCGCCACGCAUACACAAGUCAUGACAAUAAGUCAACAUGAGCCAGUUAGAGGGCCCCAUGAAACAGUGACUCCUGGCAAGCAAGUUCAAGAGGCUUAUACCAUUCCUCAAGACGAACACUUUACUAGACAUGAUGUCGGUAGCGUUUCGCCCAAGGCGCCUGAUGCCGCUAGUCUAGAAGAAGGGGUCCAACCAAGCUAUGAUGCGCCACCCAAGCCGAUGAUUAGCGCUGUCCCUCACUACGUUCGCGGAGAAGAACAUAUCACAGUUCCCAUUUACCACGGAGAGCCACCCAAUAUACCAACCCAUGUACCCCAUAUAGUUGUCAACGCACAACAGCCUUACCAAACCAUUUGGCCGAAAGGUCAAGAAACAGCCGAGUCGCACGAAUCUGAAAUACUAACGAGAGACGUAGGAGAGGGCCAAUCUGUUGGUGAUAAAACCGUAACGAAAGAUGAACAUGUUCCCUCAAGUACUGCGGAAAUGCAACCGCCUGAAAGCACUUUCUCUCCACCCUUAGCAGUAUGGGAUGCAUCACGUGCACCACCGCCGGUUGACUCAAAGCCAGAGGCAGCCUCAUUCCCUGUACAGGUCUACACAAUGUCAAAGGAUACAGAACUUUUCCAGCCUCCCAAAUCAUACCCCGAUGCUCCAAAAAAUAUGUACUAUCAAGUUCCAACAACAGCCCCUGCAGCUCGAAGGCAAACAUCUGCCUUCCCUUGGGAGCAAAAGGCCCCCGCCCCGACACGGGUCUUUAUAGGGGAGGAUUCCGAACUUGGUCAAAUGCCUGAGCUUGCGAUUCCCUCAGCCCGGCAAGGUGUUCCCUCAACGAACGGGAGCCCCGCCAGCGGAUUUGAAUCGUACUCCAGGAACAACGCCUGGGAUGAUGUGCCCGAAAUCGAAAAGUACAUGCGCUCACUUCAAAAACCACGUCGGGCGGGCGUAUCGGUUAUCACAGGAUCUACGCAUGCCAGAAAGUCAUCCACUGGAUUAAAAUCUCCAGCCAGGAAAUCGAGUCUGCGCCAAACGCAUUAUCCGCCGGAACAUGACGUACCCAGCCCGGCCGUCACACCAGCUCUAGUCAUGAGAAGACCGAGUACCUCUUCAACAGCCGAUGAUAACUGGGAAAAUGAAGAACUCCCGGCUGCUGAAGGUGUCCCUAGCCAGGCGGAAUGGAACCCGAUACAACGACUAAAGGAACUUCAGCGGCGUCAGUCGCGAUUCCUGGAAAGACAUCUUGACGUUAAGCCACAGGAAACUGCUAGCAAUGGUGUUGUCAGAUACCAGCUGAAUGCAAAAUGA
Messenger RNA from Nannizzia gypsea CBS 118893, 2247 nucleotides. RefSeq names its product glycogenin-2. Bases 1 to 2247 code for a protein of 748 amino acids. The transcript is spliced from 6 exons. Gene Ontology annotation, cellular component: cytoplasm. Gene Ontology annotation, molecular function: glycosyltransferase activity. The record is from RefSeq and is a predicted model, not a curated record. NCBI's taxonomy places the organism in Eukaryota, Fungi, Ascomycota, Eurotiomycetes, Onygenales, Arthrodermataceae.